Molecule: messenger RNA, 3831 nt
Organism: Gasterosteus aculeatus aculeatus (three-spined stickleback)
Lineage: Eukaryota; Metazoa; Chordata; Actinopteri; Perciformes; Gasterosteidae
Product: DENN domain-containing protein 11
Cellular component (GO): cytoplasm
Source: RefSeq, a predicted model, not a curated record
AGAAGCUUCAUCCCGACGUUCUGGUACAAAGUGCGUUCAAGAGGCCAAAGCGGCCACGCGUUUCCAAGCGCUCCGGAGCUAUUCUCAUUAAAGCGGAUGCAACCUGAACGAGUGACUUGUUUUGAAUGCAGCUCAGAUCAGACGAAGGAGUUGCCCCUCUCCCAACAGCAUCACAUUUGUGAUUUCCCAGACCAGAAAGAUUAUAAAGACAGAUGUGUGUGCUGCUGCGCGUAACAUCAAUCUGAUCCACGAUGCAACCGUUCCGUGCAGAACGUCCUCACUUUACGAUGCGGGAAUUGCUUUAAACUGUGAUCAUCAACGUACGGACCCGGACGCCCUGUCGGCUGAGACAUCAUUCGCGACCCGUGAGACUGACGAGGCGGGACCGCCGGCGGGAUGGUGGAGCGGUCGGACCGAGCCCCUCUGCUGGACUGGGAGGAGGUUCCGUCCGCGGAGCGGCCCGCGGGAGCGGCACCGCGCGCCAAGGAGCGCCUGGCGAGCCCCUCCAACGGCCGUGCCUCGCCGGGAUGCUCCGCGCCGGGGCUCGGGUGGAGCAGCGCUCCGGGGGGUCCCACCGCCAGCAGGUCUGCGUCCAACGGUGACGGCUGCAGCGCCCCACCCGCGACCUCCAGCACCCCGACGACGAGCAGCGGGGAAGCCCUGCAUCCCGACCACGAGCAUCAACCCUCGGAUUCAGAAUCGAGGGAGCCGUCGCUGGAAGACAGGAUGGUGAAAUGGGAGGAGAAGGACCAGAUAGUGUCGGUCUUUGUGGUUACGUUCAAUACCAGAUCAGGAAACAUGCUGGAGUGGUGCCUGCCCAAAGACAUGGACCUGGAGGGGGUGGAGUUCAAGGCCAUAGCCAGCGGCUCCCACAGAGUCACCACGGACUUCAUCUACUUCCGGAAGGGCAGCUACUUCGGCCUGGCCUGCUUCGCCAACAUGGCGGUGGAGAGCGCGGUGGAGAGGGGGGCGAGGAUGAAGUCGGUAGGGAUCCUGUCUCCUUCCUACACCCUGCUCUACCGCUACAUGAGCUUUCUGGAGCACCAGGUCAGGCUCCAGCUUCAAUCCCCAGGCCACUACUCGCCCCUGGAGGCCUUCUAUGAGGACAAGAGAGCGCUUCUUCCCCCCAGCGGUGAUGGUGUUGUUACUGCGUGCCCGGCCAAUGCCUGGGGAGCAGCGAUCAACCACUGCAUGCACCCCGAGAUGAAGAUCACCCACCCUGCAGGCUGCAUGUCCCAGUUCAUCCGCUUCUUCGGGGAGCAGAUCAUGGUGCUGUGGAAACUGGCUCUCCUCCGCAGACGCAUCCUCAUCUUCUGCCCUCCACCUGUGGGCGUGGUCUGCUACAGAGUUUACUGCUGCUGCUGCCUGGCGAACAUCUCCAUCCCCGGCAUCGGCGUGGCUGUUCCCGAGUUCCGCCCCUUCUUCUACGUCAACGUGGCCGACAUCAGCGCCCUGGAGAACGAGCUCUCCUACGUGGCGUGUACGACAGAGAAGAUCUUUGAGGAGAAGAAGGACCUGUACGACGUGUAUGUGGACAAUCAGAAUGUGAAGACCUACAGGGACGGCCUGAAGUCUCUGCUCCGUCUGAGCAACGCGGACAAGGAGAAAUAUCGCAAACUCACCGAACAGAGGCAGAUGCUGCUGUACUCCCAGGAGGAGAAUGGCGACUGUGUGUCCAGUGAAGAGGAUCUCUUCAUCCUGUUUUUCCUGGAGCAGAACAACCGGAUUUUCCAGACCCUCGGCGAGGUGGCGGGGAGCCCCGACCCCACGCUGACCCAGGAGAGCGUGAGGGCCAUGGGUCUGGAUCCCCAUGGAGACAGGCUAUUCCUGCUCCACCUGCUGGAGAUCUACGGCUACGACACCCUGCUGGUGUCAGAGCAGCUGUGCUGCAGUUGAGCGGCCGCGGACAGUCGGCCUUACCGACCGCUGGUUUUAAAAAGGGGGGGUUCAUUUGCCUCAAGCUGACGCUGAGUGCUGCACUACUGGCUUCCUGGAGUCAGGAGCACUGUUUGGAAUUUCUCUGGUAUCGUUUUUUUGUUGUUGUGUAUACCCCUGUUCUUCUUAUGUUCACCGUGGUUGUGUCCCCUCACGGCCCCCGCUGAUGUAUCAUCACCAAGAGUAAUGUGGUCAAAUCUGCUUGAUACGUUGCCGCGGAGGCUUAGGGAUGGAUUACCUACCCGUGGCUGAUUAAAACAGGAUUCUGUGGAUCGGAUACAGCGGCAGUAGUUCAGCACUGAGCCGUGUUUGAAUGCCACGGAUGGCAGGAGGUCUGGAUGAUUAACGAGUGGCCUGGACUGUGCUCAGAGGGACCUCUUCCAGGGUGAAGCCCGGGAUUUUCAGUGAACGCUUGUACCAAGUGCUGAUGUAUAAAAGUGAAAAUAACAGGUAGCCGUUCUGUAAAUAAUCCCCCCUUUACAUAGUGUGUUUAGUGUGUGAUAUGGGGUCCGCUUCUCUGCCAAUGUUGCUUUCCUUAUAUCAAGUGCUGGAUUUGAACACCUCUUUGUCCAAAAUCAGGGCCUCCUUGAAAUCUAAAGUCAGUACAAGCCGGUCAAACCACGUCUGUAAGCAUUGUUGUUGAACUGGCUGAUUGAAAUGUCUUUUUUUGCACCGGUGCUGCUGUGCCACCGUGACACAAAGAGCACCGUUUAGUCCUGAAUGCUUUUCUCAAAUGACCUGUUGUGUUUGCAGAUCAAAGACAGGCCUUCCGAUGAUUCUCUGAAUUCAGAGACGAGGUCAUAUAAAGUAAUUUAACAGCUACCAUCUGCAGCACAGAGCAUAGAGAAUGGGUAAAGGCACAACACUGAAGUAUUUACACUCUGCAUACAUUUUGAAGCGCUCUAUGGCAGCACAGGCUUUUCACCUUCGUCAAUAGUGAAGUAACAUCAAGUAGUGCGUAAGUGAUAAAAGAAACAACCUUCGCUUUUUUAGAAAAGAGGUGACAUCAGCAUUGAUCAGAUUUUUGACUGUUCAAAUUUGAAUGGCUAAUGUAUUAGCAACCAAUGGUCCUAAUUGAAAGACACAUUAGGGUUAUCAUGCUUUUCACAUCAACCUUCUAAAGAAAAUCUUGUUGAUGCGAACAUAUUUGGUGAGAUUGAACCAUACAAAUGUUCCAUAAAAACAUAACUAGCAAAGGGGUUUACAAAGCUCCAUUGAUAUUAGCAAACAUUCACUGCUUAUUUUUCCCUUUGACGGGACAUCUGAGAUUUGAUCCUGCAUACCGCCAAAGAUCGGGUAUUAUUUAACUAUUUGUAUCCAACAGCAAGGUCAGGGUUAUAGGACUUACCAUUGCGACAUCGUAGAAAUACAUGCACUCAUGAAGUCAAUUAUAUGUUUAAAUAAGACUGCUUUUUCUUUCCCAUUGAAACAUAUCGUAGACGCUAACCUGGUGUUUUGGUUGCUGCACACAUACAAUGUUUUUUUUCCUGUCUUUUUAUGUUUUAAGAUUAUUAUUUGGUCAUACACUUUAAAAUGUAUUACGUUUCUUUUAGGUUUUUCAUUUUGAAUGUAAAUAUUCAAUUGUUGCAUCUGUGAAGAAAUGGGGUCUGUUGAAUGUGUUUUAUAAAAAAAAAAAAAACGGCAAAUAUGAUCCCACAGAGCCGCUGUGCACCACUGAAACCGUCAUGCAAUUAUGUGUCCACUGUGUGAAAACAACCUUGGGCAUUACUUCACGCCACAGAGCACCUUAGACUACAUGUACAAAGCUGGAACAACCAUCUCAGUAGUUGAAGGGAUAGUCCGACUCAUGUAAAAAAAAAAAAAAAACACCAUUGCUUUAUUUAUUUUACCGUAAAACCAUUUCAGAAAUAAAGUGCAUCGCCGUGUAAAGAGAAA